This is a messenger RNA of Anopheles funestus (African malaria mosquito), 4390 nucleotides long. RefSeq names its product lysosome membrane protein 2 (gene dsb). The record is from RefSeq and is a predicted model, not a curated record. Bases 1465 to 3306 code for a protein of 613 amino acids. The transcript has 11 exons. NCBI's taxonomy places the organism in Eukaryota, Metazoa, Arthropoda, Insecta, Diptera, Culicidae. Gene Ontology annotation, cellular component: cytoplasm; membrane. Gene Ontology annotation, molecular function: scavenger receptor activity.
UGCCUCCCUCUACCUCGGUACGUGAAGCUACCUCGAAAACGGCCCACCCAAAACCGACUACCGACUGCGAUCAGUCAGUCGGUAAGCCGUUGCGCGUUGGACGAGUCGAAGACGUUUGGUCGAGACGCUGGAGAGCCUUGAGCGCUGUGUGUGUGUGUAGCAUCGUUGCGUUUCGGGUUUUUGUUGCGGGAUCCGACGCACGACAGGAUCUCGGAUACGUUCAUUCAACCGUUUGUCGUUUCGCCGAGUGGACGCAAUCGCAAUAGCUAAUCGCGAAAAUUGGCGAAAAUCGAGAACACCCCGCCCUUUUACAUCCAGGAUCUUCCCGGUUGAGUGUAGUGCAUUUGCUUAAUUAAAAAGUGGAUAUUUUGCAUAAAACAAGUGUCACAGUUAAUCGCGACAGUACGUUUUUCCGUCGGUUGAGUACAACUCAAUGCUAGAUAUUUGGCGAACGGGGAAAUCCCAUCCGUAAACCGUCAUCAGACCAAAAGAGCGUGUGAUAAUGAAGUGAUGCAUACUGUUUCAAUCUAUCUAGAUUACAUUGAGGUAUAUAAACCAGGAUCACUUCCGACCGCAGCUUCAGUCGAGUUCUGAACGCACUGCUGUUAAAUAUUGUCAACGGCGCGACAUACGGGAAGCGACCAAGGGAAUACAAAUUCGCAUAAUAAGUUCCCAUUUUUCGGGCAGGAUUUUCAUCUAGUUUCCAACGUCUUAAACCAUAUCCGGUAGUGGGUAGCAAUUUUUGUAUGGAACGUGUCACAACUAGGAUCCGCACCGUUUUUUGCACCCUUCGCCUUGUUCCUAUUCCAACGGUUUAGUGGUUUACUGGUGCUAAUGAGUGAGAUGCUGCAAACAGUGUUGACUAUAGGCAGUUGUAACGAUCAGGGAGAUCAAGUACAGUACACCACAGUUACGGCUAGGGUGCAAACGUUGCAAUAGAAGCUGAAUAAGUGUGUUUCGAAUUUAAUCAAACGGCGUAGCUGCAAGAAGUGUUUGGUUGCAGAAUUCCGAUCUGUUCCUAUACAGCGUACGCAGCGCGGGUAUUUCAAAUGUAAAUGCCGAAAAAAUAGAUCAUCUUCGUAAACAAAAAAAGCUAGUCAUUAACGGUGCAGAGAGUGUUUAUGAGAAGUGUUGUUAGUGGUGUUGGAUCUGUGCUCUUCUGUGAACGGGAGUGACUUGAAGGAAAGUGAAAAUAAAAUUGCAGCAAAGCCAGGAUAUUCUGCGAAAUAUUAUUUGAAAGCAGAAAAUUAUCGGCGUAUAAUCAAAGAUCGCCAUCCAGCCACGACCAGCAGUAGAUGCGCACCGUCAGCAUAAGUCAACACGCGAGCAUACCACCACCGAUAGCAUCGACCGUGCGGGACCGAUCCGUAGCGAUCCGCACAAACAAGGCCAUCGACCGUCACCCGCAACGUCCUGUGUUGGCCGUAGUGUGCGCGGAACCGUCCCCACACCACACCGGAUACGAUGGGAUUGCACAAAAACUACUUCAAAGUUGGACAGAAUGCUAGCAAUCAGCUGUUUGGUUUGCCACCCGGUCAGGGUGGACCGACGCCGCUAUCGAUGCUCAUUUCGCAAGGAGCAAAGUUUAACAGCAAUCGCGUAGCGGUAAUUAUAUUUGGAAUUGUCACCCUUAUUGCCGGUGUUAUACUAUCGUCCGUGCCUUGGCUAAACAUUUUCAUCAUGAAGAAUCUGAGACUGUGGAACGGCACGAUAAGCUUCCACUACUGGCAGCGUCCGGGUGUGACUAGGCUAACUAAGGUGUACAUAUUUAAUGUUACUAAUCCGGAGGGAUUCCUUACCGGUGAAAAGCCAAAACUAGUUGAAGUAGGACCAUUCGUGUAUAGGGAGGAUAUGGAGAAAGUGAACAUCAAGUUUCACGAUAACUACACCGUGACGUACCAGCACAAGAAGAUUCUACAGUUCGUGCCUGAGCUUAGUGUAGAUAAGAACCUUCGCAUUACGACACCAAAUAUUCCACUGCUGACCAUCUCUACCCAAAGCAAGUACCUCAGCUUCGUGGUCGCAAAGACCAUAUCUGUAUUACUAACGGCAACCAAAUACAAACCGUUCAUUUCACUGACGGCCGACGAGCUGGUAUUUGGUUACGACGAUACGCUCGUCAGUUUGGCCCAUCGAUUCUAUCCCCGUAAUCGACGACCCAUGGAAAAGAUGGGCCUACUAAAUGGGAGAAAUGGAACACUAACGGAGUACGCAACGAUGCACACGGGACAUACGGGUAUGGAGAAGUUUGGAUACUUCGACAAGUUGAACGGGUUGGACUAUCUGCCGCACUGGGAUGGUGAACCGUGCCGCAGCAUAAAGGCGUCGGAGGGAAGCUUCUUUCCGCCGCGUGACAUUACGCAGAAGGAUGUGGUGUACAUCUACGAUAAGGAUCUCUGCCGUACGCUACCACUGGUUUAUCGGGAACCGGUCGAAAAGGAUGGAAUUGGUGCCGAUCUUUACACACUCGCCGAGGAUGCUUAUGGACCACCGAACGAGAAUAACACCUGUUUCGAUCAUUCCGCGUACAAGAAAUAUUACGGACUGCAGAACAUUAGUCCAUGCCAGUAUGGUGCCCCAGUUUACAUCUCGAACCCACACUUCUUCCAAUCUGAUCCACAACUUCUGGACGCGGUUGAAGGUCUACAGCCCAAUGCCGAGCAGCACGAAACGUACUUCAAAAUACAACCCAAACUGGGCGUCCCGCUCGAGGGUCAGGUACGGGUGCAACUCAAUCUUCUAGUCGAGAAAGCUCCGAACGUGAUGGCAACCAAAGACUUUCGGGAUUUCGUAUUUCCCAUCAUGUGGCUCGAGGAGGGUGUCAGUGAACUAACACCUCCCAUUCGCCGGUGGAUCUAUCUGGCGACAGUGUUCGCUCCCACGGCUCUGCCCAUCCUAUCGUACGGUAUGAUCCUUACCGGUGCCUUCGCAAUGAUCUACGUCUUUGUUCGGGCGUAUAAAAACUUCGUCUUUACGGAUGAUCCUACGACCGAACUGCUCGAGAUGGGUCGUCGAUCACUUCGAAGAGGUAGCCAUCUGAUCAGUAACGGGCAGCAUCGGAUACUGCACCGAGAUAGCUACAUCUUGCUAAAGGCUAACGGUGAAACCGUCACCGCACAAAACGUGUCCGGCCCCGAACAGGAGCCCGGCACAGCAACGGAAAGCAAUAGCAGCAGCAGCAGCAGCAGCAGUAACAAUAACAAUCAUCUGCUUCAUAAUCACAACCUGCUGCAUAGUCAUCAUCAUCAUCUGUACAUUCAACCGAAGGACCAAAGUCUACUAUCUGAGGAAGAUUCACCUGCCUAGUAAGACGAUCGCGUCAGGACAAUUCAUUCCCUCCGUUACUUUCACACACUUAACACACACAUUUGACACACGUUUUCCUAUAAGAUAUGAGUUACAUUUUCCUUGAAACGAUCGGUAAAAACUAUCCCCCUCUCUCUUUCUCUCCUCCACUCCAUCCUUCCACCUUCCCGCGUUACUUGAUCGUUUCAAAUGGUGAUAGAGACUGCUGAUAAUUUUUAAUUAGUUUCCUUCCAUGUGACCACCCAUCGACUAUGUUCCCGCUUGACGUUUAGUAUACGCCCCCCCUCUUUACCCCUUUUUGUUAAGUUAAGUUGUCCAAUGUAGAUUUAGUAUUUUUUUAGAAAAAAAAAAUGUCGUAACGGUCGGCGUGAAACGAUCUACCGUUUUGCGCACUGCCAUCGAAACCAAUUUCAACGCGUGAUGCGUCCUCCGUCCACAUUACUCUUAAGAUACGAACCAAACUGGAAAAGGGCACUGUAGCAAAAUUGGUUGGUGUGUGUUUGUGUGUGUAAAAAUAUGAAAAAAUUCAGUCAAAUGUAAUUGAUUUCUAUCUUUCCAUUAGGACUAAGAAAAUUGUAACCCAAAAUAAGACUUGUUAACAAAAGUAUUGCCUUAAAAACAACAACACACACGCACACACACACAAAUACAUAACGAACUGCUCAAACCCAAGGUUAGGAAAAGUGUUUGUGUGGAAGAAAAUUGCUCAAUCGAUAGGUCGAAAGUAAUACAGAUGCAAGUCGUAAAACAUUCGUUUACAGUUCCAGUAUCAUAUUUGUGGUACUACUUUUUUUUAAACGGGACAAUGUUGAACAUUUAGGAACAAAUUGAUAAGAAAUGUUAUUAUAAAAUGCUGAGCUGAUUUUGGCAAAAAAAAAACAAAUUCCACUAUCCUGCAUGGCGUGGGAAUAAUGAAACUCUUUUUAGAUUGUAAGUAGUGUUAAGUUUAGUAAACAAAAAAAAUAAUAAAACAACAUAAGGUAGCUAUGAAUUUGUAUCGAACGCAUGUGUACCACUGAUUGUAAAUAGGCGUGUAAUUGUUUUAUUCAUAUGUAAAUAAAGAGUUUUUCGAUUUUUUGUCUAA